AUGGAACCGAAAAUUAAAGUCUAUCGCGGACAGGUUAUGCAGAAAGACGAAUUUAAGAAGUUGUUCGAACGAAGUAAACUGAUGUUUAAAAGUGAUCGAAUUGUAAUAGAUAGUCUGUUUUCAACAUCCCUCAACGCUGAAACGCCGCGUCACUUUAUUCGACAAUCCAUUGUUUCUGAAUAUCUACAGAAAGUUGUAUUUCAAAUUGACAUCGACGUACGUCAUCAGACGCGUCCAUUUGCCAAUGUCUCAUCCCUGAGCGCUUUUCCUAAGGAAGAUGAAAUUCUAUUUAUGGUUGGUGCAUCAUUUGAUAUGGAAAAAGGUGAUAUAUGGUAUGAUGAAAAUGAAAAAUUUUGGAUAAGCAAACUCUUUUUAAGACGUGAUAAUCUGUUGAAAGAUGAUCGAGACUUUGAAUAUACGACCAUGAGUAAGAGAAGAUGUUUGAAGAACUGUGUCAGUGCACUACCAUAUGACCUAUAUAAUGCGUCAGUUGAAGAUAUAAACAUUCUUUUUGAUACGCUGAUCAACGAUUUAUUUCCAUCGGAAAAAUUUAUUCUGGGCGCUAAAUUCUAUUGUCUAGGUUAUCAUUACGCAAGUUAUGCAAAAAAAGAUUAG
This is a messenger RNA of Didymodactylos carnosus, 615 nucleotides long. Lineage: Eukaryota; Metazoa; Rotifera; Eurotatoria; Philodinida; Philodinidae. The record is from the annotation of a GenBank genome assembly.